AUGGAGAACAAGGCGCCAGGGACAACGGCCCGCGCGGGCGGGUAUGACACGGCAGGCGGGGGUGCGGCACACGAGAACUUCUUCCACCCCAGAAAGAAGAUAAAGAACAGCAUCCAGCGCGCUGGCCUGCGCUCCUCGCGCCGCACAGUGGCGAUUUUUAUGAUUUGCGUCGCUGUCUUUGUUGUGGGGCCGACACAUUUGGGUCCGCUGUACGUGAAGUACGUGGCAGGUCAGAAUUGGCUCGAGCGUGCGAAAAAAUCGAUCUGGACCCGGCGCAACGAAAAGGACCAUGACUUGUACUUGACGCAGCGCAAGAACGGCUGGCUUGAAUACCUCGGGCUGAAACGCUACAACAUUGGUGGAGAGACCAACAUUGGCGAUAUACAAACUUACCGGCAAAAAAAGGAAUAG
This is a messenger RNA of Trypanosoma grayi, 411 nucleotides long. RefSeq lists its product as hypothetical. The transcript has a single exon. NCBI's taxonomy places the organism in Eukaryota, Euglenozoa, Kinetoplastea, Trypanosomatida, Trypanosomatidae. The record is from RefSeq and is a predicted model, not a curated record. The coding region runs from base 1 to 411 and encodes 136 amino acids.